Molecule: messenger RNA, 350 nt
Organism: Hymenoscyphus albidus
Lineage: Eukaryota; Fungi; Ascomycota; Leotiomycetes; Helotiales; Helotiaceae
Source: the annotation of a GenBank genome assembly
AUGCAGUUUCUAUACACCUUUAUAACAGUCGCUUCACUAGCAACGACUAUCUUUGCUGAAGGUGUACGACCAUGUGUACAAUUGAUGCUGAAUCAAGAUGGAGAUUCUGGCAAAGAUGGUGGAUGGAACGUGAGUCUUUCCCAAUAUCUCCUGUUCGGUUUCUCUUCUUUCUACCACAUUCUCUAACCCCCGCUAUAUAGUGUGAUAACGGGCUGCUUGAGCGUGGCAAAAGCUGUGAUAGAUAUAUGUGGUCGGAGACAACCCCAAAUUGGGUUGUAAGUAUUUCCUAUGAUUUCAGUGGAUUCAAGAGAACUGUGAUACUGAUAUCUGUUUAGUGCAUUAUGCCGUGA